Acaulospora morrowiae is the source of this 425-nucleotide messenger RNA. The record is from the annotation of a GenBank genome assembly. NCBI's taxonomy places the organism in Eukaryota, Fungi, Glomeromycota, Glomeromycetes, Diversisporales, Acaulosporaceae.
GUAACCCACGUGGUCAGGGGAUAUUGGGUUUUUGCUUUGGCGAAGGGUUUGGUGAUGAAUCGACGGCGGUCGGUUGGUACAGUGCUGCCGCCGCGCAGAACCAUGCUCGAGCACAGGAUAAACUAGGUGUCUGCCUACAGUUAGGUAUUGGUUGCGAAAAGGAUGAAGAAUCCGCUUUGCAUUAUUUCCGCUUAGCCGCCGAGCAAGAUCACCUUGCGGCAAUGUUUCACCUAGCAAACGCAUUAGAAAAGGGGAUCGGGUGUGAAGCAGAUCCGGAGGAUGCCAUACAUUGGUUUGAAAAGGCGGCAAGUGCUGGCUGUAGGAUUAGUUGCGACCGGUUGAAACGACUAUUGGUUAGGGAGUGUUUGGGACAUGAUUCAAGUGGAAGUAUUUAUUUAUCUGGGUGUUAUGCAGCAGCCGCAUAA